Molecule: messenger RNA, 2013 nt
Organism: Metarhizium brunneum ARSEF 3297
Lineage: Eukaryota; Fungi; Ascomycota; Sordariomycetes; Hypocreales; Clavicipitaceae
Source: RefSeq, a predicted model, not a curated record
AUGCUGAGCCUACAAGAGGCUGCCCAGUCGCCACCUGUUGGGGGAACAGGUGGGCGAUCGCGAUAUUCAAAAGCGCUGCCGUCCGUCCCUGUUGCCGACAGCCAAGGUGUCGCUGACCUUCCACCGCUCCCGCUUCCAAAAGACGUAUCUGAAUUCCAGUUCCCUCUCCCCCCGCGGAAAUCGUCCCGUGCAAACGACAACACGACGGGUGGCAAAAGCAUACCCAGAAAACCCGUUGGCUCAUCGGCAUCGAAACCCGCUGCACCACCGUCUGGCGCGUCCAACAUCAAUUCACCGCCUCUCUCGAUUCCGCCUCCGGGCGGCUCCAUGGCGAUGCCCAGAGAAGCAGUUGCCAGAGCGCCGGAACCACAAGCACAGCCUGUUCUUAUUGUUCCUCCCGAGUCCUCGCCCACAGAUUCACUAUCCAGUCUAUUGUCCGCGUAUUCUCGAGAACCCGAUGCCCCCAUGUCUGGUAGCACUUACACGACAGCAAGCACAGCCAACAGCUUCCAUGACUCUCAUCUCAGCCCGUCGCUGGGCAAAGACGGACCAUCAGCUGGCAGCAACACUUACUCACAAACACAGGUGCCUGCAGUGAAAAGCGAGCAAGGUUUGGAACACAAGGCCCAGAGCCGCCCUGCGCCGCCUCGAAAGGACGAUUCAUCUCAUCCCAGUUCGUCGUCUCCGAAACUGCUGCCCGUUGCACCGCUAUCUGAAAAAUCCUCAGCUCCUCGGCCUGAAAUUUGGAAGCGUCGACCACAGACCGCCGAGAAGAACAAAGAGCUCUCCGAUCUAAAACUAAGCCAUAGCCACGGCUCAACUGCCUCGGCCUCGACAAUUCAGUCCAUUGAAACCGCUGUGCUUCUGGCCUAUGCCAACAUAGGUUCCGAAAUCAAGCCCGCAGAGGAGCCGAAACAAGACGCAAUACCGCCUCCUCCAGCCCUCGGCUUGCCCCGUCAUAACGUCAAGCCAGUGUCUCAGGACAAGGGUCAAGAAACAGAAACGCAGAUGGGGAGCAUCGGCUCGAAGCUGCAGGACAAGGUGGGAAAAGCCCAGAAAUCCCGUACCCCGGUGGAUCGCAAGGACUUGCCUGUUCGCCGCGAUAGCAAGCGGCCACCCACACCGGAAUACCGAAAGGGAGAUGCCAGUCCUCCGUCUUCUCGGGCUGACACUAUCGCCAAGCCUGCCUCUCCCGUCUCAGCAACCGGAUCGCCAAAGGAAGGGGCCUUGUCUACUGCAUCCAAAUCGCCACCUCCACAACCGACCGCACCGUCGAAAUCGGAACCAGUCGCGCCGAGCCUUGUUUCUGUUCCUCCCAUUGCUUCAACAUCUGCGAGCAGGCUGCCCCAAGCCGCACCGGACCUUCGGCUCAGUACAAAUCUUCUAGAAAUGAAACGGAGCAGCCCACCUGCCAAGACACAAUCCCUGACUAUGAAUGACAGCAACCGUGGCAUCAGUAUUUCGUCGGAUUCAGUGUUCAGCCGCACGUCAUCUGGUCAAAAUGUUGUAGGCGCCAGUGCCGAAGAACCUAGUAGGCCUGCGACGGCCACCGGCUCGUUUGACCCAAGGAUUGUCACUUCAGAUACCCACGGACCGAUGUACCGAGGACGUGAUGGGACUCUCUACCCAGAAAUGAAGGUCGUGCGAGAGCCAGACCCCAGAGCAGCAUACUUCCCUAUCCAAACGGAUAAGCCUCUGCAGCCGGGCGCGAUAAUUUCUUCGAGGCCUCUCAACCACACACAUUACAACUGUUUCCAGAAGCAUCGAACCAUGAAUCGCCGGUCGAACCGAAAUUAUCCGCUCACUUGUCAGACGUGUGACAAAGCUGAUACAGAGGACCGUUGGGUAUGCACCUUCUGUCACCUGCGCAUCUGUGAGACAUGUCUGCAGGGACUGAACGGGCAUCAAAAGGUGCUUAGAAGGUUGGUAGACCAGCUUCGAGCAGACACGCCUGUUAGCUUAUCGUCAGCGUCGCCGCCUGGAUCUGCCCUUGGCAUCGAGCUCCCUGCAUAG